UGAAGUGGACAUGAACAAAACGGAAGACCUUACUCAGCAGAACGCUUCUGAAAGUGACAAUGAUGAAGUUGAUGGCAACAAUAUAUGUGGUUUCAGAAAGAAAAAGGGAGUCAAAGGUCCUACAAAGCAUGUUCCUCCUUUAGAAAACGAGAAGAUGGAGAAGUCCCGCAACUCAAAAAUCCCAGAUCCUUGUCCCCUUCAGGCAACUAGUGGUUGCUCAGAACCACCAUCAAACCAGCCUUCUCAAAACCUGACUAGCUUUCCUCCAGUACAAAAGGACAGAGGGGGUCGUGACAGUUCCCAUACUGGCAGCAACGUGAAAGAAGACAUGUCUGGAGAAACACAAGAAAUCCAGGAAAAUGCUGACACUGGGAAAAGAAUAAUAGGAAAAAUGCAUGAGGAAAUAGAUACACCAGCUAAAACGGAGCUGCCCAUGGGCGUGCAGCCUGCCAGGAGCACAGGCAAAGCUGGGUGCGCAGAGGCAGCACUCAGGGGAGAAGGCAGUGAGAAGGCAGAGAGUAAGCAAGAACGAGGUGAGAUGGAAGAAAAAGAUGUCAAGUUUCACGUGACAAAGAUGGGCUCCCUGGGCAGUACUGUAACCACACAAGGAAAGAGUACUGCAGUGUCCUUCACAGGGGCACCUGACAUUUCUAAACGAAGUCUGCAAGAGUUGAAAAACCUGCGGAGUGAAGGUCCUCUGCCUGAUUAUGCGCCCAAUUACAGUGGCAAGGCAGCUGGCACUUUUUCUCAGAAAAAUCUGAAGCCCCGGGAGAAAACAGCUGACAAACAGGGCCGACCCUUUGAGACUUUUAGUCCUCAUUUUGGAGAUGAGAAUCGAAGGUACCACAGCUUCCACAAGGAGGGAGUGGGGCAGCAGAGCAAACCUCUCCUGGUCCUCAGCUCUGCUGGGUCUGAUCAGCAGCAACCAGCGGGAAGCGACGUGGAUCAACUUAUUCUGAGACUACCAGCAGCUUCUACACAUGCAGAAAACAUGGCUCCCGAGAUUCAGUUUGACUCUUCCACAGGCCACGCUGAGUCCAGCAGAGAGCCUGAUGUAAACGGCCUCGGAAGUCCAACUCUCCUUCAGCUGUUCUCUCAUAUUGAAUUUAUUAAGCAGCAGAUGGCCAGGGACAACGUACAGUUUGUCAGAUUUGAAUCAAUAGACCUCCAUGGUGUGUCAAGAUCGAAGAAUGUUCCUUCUCGCUUUUUUCAUGAGAAAGCAAUUCAUGGUGUUGCCAUGCCCAGAAGUUAUCUUGAGCUGACACUGAAUCCUAAAGAUAAUGAAUUAGAUUACAUAAAUGCAACCAAUUUUAAUUGUGACAUAAUCCUGAACCCUGAUUUAUCAACGUUUCGAAUUCUGCCCUGGACUGAGCAGACUGCCAGAGUGAUAUGCGAUUCCUUCACUGUGCUGGGUAACCCACUAAUGACCUCACCAAGGCACAUUGCCAAGAAACAGCUGAGCCAGCUUCAGGACAAUGGCUUUUCUCUACACUCUGCCUUCACUUAUGAAUUUUGUAUUUAUGGCAUUACUGAGGUUGUAAAUUCAAAGACAAUAUCCUUUCCUGCAGCCACGAUACUAAAUAACCACGACCAGACUUUCAUUCAGGAGCUCAUUGAAGGAAUGUAUUAUGCUGGUGCCAACAUUGAAAGCUUUUCUUCUUCCAGUGGGCCUGGGCAAAUGGAGAUCACUUUUCAUCCAACAUUUGGCAUAAAUGCUGCUGACAGUGCCUUCACGUUUAGAACAGGCAUUAAAGAGGUGGCUAAGAAGUAUAACUAUGUGGUUAGCUUUUUCUCAGAAUCAGGUUUCUACAACUCAGGGGCUCUGUCACAUAGCCUGUGGGAUUUGAAUGGCCAGAAGAAUUUGUUUUCUGCUGGUUAUGGAGUUGAGGAGCUCUCAGAUAUUGGAAAAAAUUGGCUGUCAGGUCUCUUGGCACACACAGCAGCUAUCAGCUGCUUGAUGGCUCCUACCACCAGCUGCCGUAAGCCUUAUUCUAAAUACAGUAAAGAAUCAAAAGAGACUGUAAAUGCAAAAUGGGCAUAUAAUGAUAACAGCUGUGCCUUUAAUGUCAAAUGUCAUGGUGGAAAAGGCACUCACAUAGAGAAUAAAUUAAGUUCUGCUACAGCAAACCCCUACCUGGUGCUUGCUGCUACUAUUGCUGCAGGUCUAGAUGGAGUAAAGAGAGGACUUAGAUAUGAUGAUAUGCUCCAAGAAGAAAAUCACACUGCUGAUCUGAAACAUUCAUCAGUCCCUCUGAAACUAGAAGAUGCUCUUGUUGCACUUGAGAAAGACUCAUGCAUUAAGGAAGCAUUAGGUGAAAAUUUUGUCCGAUAUUUUGUUGCCAUGAAACAUUAUGAGUUAGAAACUGAAGAAAUGGAUAGUGAAAGGAAUAAAUGCCUGGGGUAUUUUAUUUAGAAGAAGCACUCUUCUCUAGUGAUGCUGUGUAAAUGCAUACAGUGAAUGGCUAAGAAUCUUGAAAUUAGUAAAUAUAUUUAAAAAUGUU
Messenger RNA from Nipponia nippon (crested ibis), 2501 nucleotides. RefSeq names its product lengsin, lens protein with glutamine synthetase domain (gene LGSN). Gene Ontology annotation, cellular component: cytoplasm; membrane. Gene Ontology annotation, molecular function: glutamine synthetase activity. The record is from RefSeq and is a predicted model, not a curated record. NCBI's taxonomy places the organism in Eukaryota, Metazoa, Chordata, Aves, Pelecaniformes, Threskiornithidae.